AUGAGUGACGAAGAUUAUUGCUCAGAGGUGCCAGAGAAUGAAUUUGAAUAUCGAUAUGGUGGUCCUCAGGCAGAGGAAGAUGAAGGAACAGGAGAUGCUGAAGCAAAACGUAAGGCAGAGGAACGUGAGAAGAAGAAAGCUGAAGUACGUAAGCGACUCGAGGAAGCUGGAUCAAAGAAAAAGGCUAAAAAAGGUUUUCUUACACCAGAGAGAAAGAAGAAGCUUCGAAAAUUGCUUAUGAUGAAAGCAGCUGAAGAUCUUAAACAACAACAACUGUUGAAAGAACAGGAAAGGCAAAAAGUUCUUUCACAACGCACGAUACCAUUGCCAGAUGUUGACAGUCUCGAAGAUCAUGGCAAACUGGAAGAAAUCUACCAAAAGUUAUUCGAUCAUAUGAUUAAAUUAGAAGAGGAAAAAUACGAUAUUAAUCAGGCUGUAAUGGCCAAAGAUGCUGAGAUCAAUGAAUUAACGAUUGCUGUUAACGAUCUGAGAGGCAAAUUCGUAAAGCCAACUCUGAAAAAAGUUUCGAAAUAUGAUAAUAAGUUUAAAAAAAUGGCUGGGCAGAAGAAGGAAGAUAAACAAGACUUCCGAGCCAAUCUUAAGGUUGUCAAGAAAGAAAACGUCAUCGACGAUAUUGUGAAUAAGAAGAAAACUGAUAAGCCUAACUGGUCGAAGAAGGGCGAAAAGCCUGCAGAGACCGAGGAAAAGAAAGAAGCUCCAGAACCUGAAGCACCUGAAGAACCUGAGCCUCAGGAAGAAGGACAAGUGGAAGAAGCAGAAGGCGAGGGUGAAGAAGAAGAGGAAGGAGAUGAAGAAGAGGAGGAAGAAGAAGAAUGA
Dracunculus medinensis (Guinea worm) is the source of this 837-nucleotide messenger RNA. The record is from the annotation of a GenBank genome assembly. NCBI's taxonomy places the organism in Eukaryota, Metazoa, Nematoda, Chromadorea, Rhabditida, Dracunculidae.